CAGUAUAAGAACACAAACACCCUGACUACAUCAGGAGAGAAGGAUCACAGCGUGACAGGCACAAGGUCCACUUUAGACCUCUUUAGCUUCGACGGUUCUCAGGAAUGGCAUCAGAAGUGUUUGUCCGUGGGAUGCUCUUUCUCUUCCUGACCAUUGUGGGAAUUCCAGGUAAUGCCACUGUAAUUGUGGCAUUCCUCCUCUUGCUGUACCAGGAGAAGCGACUUUUAGCAGCUGAUGCUAUUCUCCUGCACCUGGCCUGUGUCAACCUGUUGGUGGUGGUUGUACGUGCUUUGACGGAGACCCUGGCCUCCUUCCGUCUGGCCGACAUCUUUGGAGACACAGGCUGUAAAUCAGUGAUCUUUAUCUAUAGAGCAACACGUGGCCUCUCAAUCUGGCUCACUUUCCUGCUGAGUACCUAUCAGUGCUUGAGCAUUGCCCCUCCAGGAUCAAGCUGGGCUUCUGUUCGUGCCUUGUUAGGUCACUAUUUGGCCUUUGUGUUCCUCUUCCUUUGGGUUCUCAAUGCCUGCAUGACGACAGCAGCCAUACUGUUUUCUUUCAGUACCAAGAAUGAAACUAGCCCGAUAGACAAUGGCAUUAAUGUGCAAUUCUGCUAUUUGAACUUUCCUUCAAAGCUGUCCAGAGAUGCCAACGGGGCAAUCCAGGUUGGCAGGGAUGUUGUGCCCAUGGCCCUCAUGACACUCGCAAGUCUGAUUAUCCUGGUAUUCCUUUACAAGCACAGCCAGCAGGUGAAGGGACUCCGCAGUAGUGGUGGUGGUGGUGCUGGAAAUAGUGGAGCUGAACAACGAGCUGCCAAAGCUGUGGUGGCACUUGUGACCUUGUAUGUUGUCUUCUAUGGGGCAGAUAAUGGGCUUUGGGUGUACACCCUCACUGUGAAGAAAACCAUGAGUUCCUCACUGAUCUCUGACCUGCGUUUAUUCUUUGGCUCGCUAUAUGCAGCACUAAGCCCUCUGGUUAUAAUUGCAUCAAACAGGAAGGUGAACAGCAGGCUGGGGUGUGUAGCACAUGAGAAGUCUGCUGUGGAGAAAAUCAAAAAUCUUUCUAGCAUGUGAGGCCUGCUGGGAUCAGUUGAUCACUGGACUGAGAUUAACCUCAGACAGAAUUUUUGAAACUCUGGGUCAUGCAUCGGUUAUUCUGUCUUUGAAAUAUACUGAGCACACUAUUUUCCACAGUUUCCUGAUUUUGCUUAAAAUUUGGGAAUUGCACUGUCUUUUUCCCCCAUGUAAUGGCUUUGGUAGUUCUUAAUUCACAACAUGAUGCCCUUUUCUUUGUUAAAAAGACCUUUCAGAUGUGUUUUAAUUCAAAUACCUAAUAGUUCCUUAUUUAUUGUGUCACUAUCAAUCAGAGCAACCCUGUUACUGAGUACAAGUCUGUACAGAUCUCUGCUGAUCUGGCACUAUGUUCUUUUGUUAGUUUAUAUUCCCUCUAUAUUAAUUGAGAGGAAGAAUUAUAGUUGGUUGACAUGGGCUCAAUGUAGCUGCCUAUUUAGCUAUAAUUAAGGCUUUGAAUGUAAUCUGGGAAGUGUCCUGUGCUAAUGAGCCAGGCUAAUUGUCCCACAGAGAAUUGUUUAAAACCUUAUGGAAAAGACUAUAUUCUUUGGAUGGAAAAAGCGAUGUUCAUUAAUCAACAAUGAGUUACUCCGUUCCGUGCACAUGUUAUAUUGUAUGUCUAGGCUUCUUGGGUACAGUUAUAAGACUUUAAGGACACAAAAAUACAUCUUGGCAAAAGCUCAGAUGAGCUUGCUGUGAAAGUGGCAAUGUGGGAGUUUAGGAGUCAUUAUGUAAUUGCUAUGUCUCGGAGAAGUAAGUGUAAAGAGAGAGAGAGAGACAGGGUGAGGACACAGCAACCUCUGUGAGUGACAGUCAAAAAGACAUAAAGUGGGGCUGCCAGCACUCUGUGAUCCUGCAAUAACUCUAAAGUGCAAUCAGUGCAGCGGUAUUCAACUACUGUCGCAUUGCAGGUAUGAAUAAGGAGGACAAGUCCUCUUUCAGUGCUUGUGCAGAACUGUUGCUUUCACCAUCACAUUGCCUUCAAAGGGCAUUAAAGGCCAUAUCUUUUAUCUAAAAAACAAAAAAACAAAGCCCUGUUAAAAUUUAUUGUAAAAGUUGCAACCAUUAAAACCCUUGAUAAUGUGAUUAUAUGACUUAAGCUUCUCUGAGGAUGAAAAAUUCCAUGUGUCUUACUCUUCAAACCACUGAAAUCUGAUUAGCACUUUACACAGACUCCGGUGGAAUGAAGGAUAGAAUACAUGGAUGGUUUCACAAGUGAAGUGAGCACGCUGAAGCCUCCCUUCAGGUGGUGAAUCACUGGGGACGUUGACACCGAUUUCAGUGAUGUCAUUCUUUCUGUUUCUGUCAGGGAAGAAGAGGUUGAUUAAUUAAAGAGAACAAAUACAUGAAAGACAGGUUCCAUUGGAGUGUAUGCUCAAGUUUCCUUCUGUACAGGUUGUGUGAAGGGCGUGCCAGGCGAGGCCUCUCCCUGCACAAGUAAGGACCUGUUUUCGAUGUUUUCCAUCCUUUUGCAGUCUUUUCAGCUUGAUGAAUGCAGGGUGCUGAUUAACACGUACAGUCCAAACCCACACAAUUGUAACCAUCUAUUACAGCAUCUCACAGCCUUCAGCUCAAGCAUUUACUCCUAACAUUUAAUUAUUCACUUUACAAAAAAACCUGCCUGUCUAUGCACACUUUUCAGUCUGAAGUCUCAUUUCACCUGUAUGACAAGGCAAUGCACUUGCCACCUAGAAAACACAACAAGGCACAACUAAUUGAUAUUUACCCCCCCCCCC
This is a messenger RNA of Haplochromis burtoni (Burton's mouthbrooder), 2803 nucleotides long. Its product is annotated as olfactory receptor class A-like protein 1. NCBI's taxonomy places the organism in Eukaryota, Metazoa, Chordata, Actinopteri, Cichliformes, Cichlidae. Gene Ontology annotation, cellular component: membrane. Gene Ontology annotation, biological process: G protein-coupled receptor signaling pathway. Gene Ontology annotation, molecular function: pheromone receptor activity. The record is from RefSeq and is a predicted model, not a curated record. Bases 105 to 1070 code for a protein of 321 amino acids. The transcript is spliced from 2 exons.